Cladocopium goreaui is the source of this 2163-nucleotide messenger RNA. Lineage: Eukaryota; Dinophyceae; Suessiales; Symbiodiniaceae. The record is from the annotation of a GenBank genome assembly.
AUGCUCCUGGUUCAGAUCCCCAUGCUGUCCAGAUUCACCUUCUUGGACCAGGUGUAUCUAUCUGCGAGCUUUGCAGUGCUUUAUGUCGUUGUGAUGGGUUGCAUGGGGUACUGCGCCUUCAUGGAUCCCGGGCAGGUCAAAAAGACCCGCAACACCAAAGUUGGUGCCAUGGACAUUGAGGAGGGGAUGCCACGGCGCGCAUAUAAGUCAUGGCAAUAUCCCCGCCCGAUCCGGCGCUACGACCACUAUUGCAAGUGGCUAAAGAAUGUGAUUGGCCUUUCAAACCACCGUGAGUUUGUGGUGACGGUGGGGGGUCAAGACCUUGGAAAUGCGUGUUGGGCCAUGGACCAAUGUGAGGACCAACGAAACAUGGAUGAGCUUCAGGCCUAUUUUGAAGAUCCACGUCGGGUUGAUCUCAAGGCGCGUUCUGGGCAACUUGCAAAGAGUCGCAUCAUGUUGGUAGACUUCGAAUUCUUGUACUUGCUCGGAAAGGCCAACAACACCACCAUUGGUGACAACAUUCCUGUGGAGGAACUGGAUGAUGACGAGUACAACGAGAUCUUUGACUCAGUCGAAGAUGUCGUUGUACUCGGCCAGGUCUGCUGCCUGCGCUUACGGAAGCGCCUUGGAAAGAAUUUGGCACAGGUGAAAGUGGUGACUCUCUUGACCAGCAGCAAGCCACCAACCCGGCGCGAAGAAGACAAGGAAGGUGUGCAGGUGUAUCUAUCUGCGAGCUUUGCAGUGCUUUAUGUCGUUGUGAUGGGUUGCAUGGGGUACUGCGCCUUCAUAGAUCCCGGGCAGGUCAAAAAGACCCGCAACACCAAAGUUGGUGCCAUGGACAUUGAGGAGGCUCCAGACCAACCUUCACGCAGAAUUGGAAGUCAGAAAUCGCAUCAAAUCGUUGCAUAUUGUCAUGGCAAUAUCCCUGCGCAAUCCGGCGCUACGACCACUAUUGUGCUCUUGUUUGCAAUCGGCCUUUCAAACCACCGUGAGUUUGUGGUGACGGUGGGGGGUCAAGACCUUGGAAAUGCGUGUUGGGCCAUGGACCAAUGUGAGGACCAACGAAACAUGGAUGAGCUUCAGGCCUAUUUUGAAGAUCCACGUCGGGUUGAUCUCAAGGCGCGUUCUGGGCAACUUGCAAAGAGUCGCAUCAUGUUGGUAGACUUCGAAUUCUUGUACUUGCUCGGAAAGGCCAACAACACCAUCAUUGGUGACAACAUUCCUGUGGAGGAACUGGAUGAUGACGAGAUGACAGAUCAGGAAAUGCAAAGAGGAACCCUUUUGACAACGGGAGAUUCACAAACUGCUGGAACUUUUGGUGCCAGCCCCGUUGGCCUGCUGCCAGGGGCUUACUUCUAUGCCACGCUAUGUCUGGUGCCUGUGCUUACGGAAGCACCUUGGAAAAAAAUGGCACAGGUGACAGUGGUGACUCUCUUGACCAGCAAGCCACCAACCCGCGAAGAAGACAAGGAAGAUAUGCAGGUGUAUCUAUCUGCGAGCUUUGCAGUGCUUUACGUCGUUGUGAUGGGUUGCAUGGGGUCAUGGCAAUAUCCCCGCCCGAUCCGGCGCUACGACCACUAUUGCAAGUGGCUAAAGAAUGUGAUUGGCCUUUCAAACCACCGUGAGUUUGUGGUGACGGUGGGGGGUUUGGUGUUAAUCGCAAUGCUUGGCAUAAUUGUGGAUCUUUAUCUGGCAGUCUUGAUUGCCGAGAAGGUGCACAAUUGGUUUGAUCGAACGAUGGAGAUGCCACAGCUUGAUGGAACAUCGCGGAGGAACAUGGAGGAUGGUUUCUGGAUGGUUUCAGGACAACACCCACCAAAUGCUGAUUGCUUGCCAGGGCUUUUUUCUUAGUGCGAUUUUUGUUGCGUCGAUUCCCCAAAGCCGGGAUGAAUGCGUUGUGCUGACUUUAUCAGAUUGCGGAACCAGAUUCAAAAUUUCAAAGGUGAGAUGCUGUGAUUGUGAUUAAGGGUACAGGUCAGAGAUUGGUCCCCUUGGAUUUUACAAAUGUUAGUAUUGAUGUUUACUCCUUUUCAUAUCUAGAAGGUUUGAUGGGACAUCAUGAUGAGUUUUCUCUGUCUAUGGCUUCUCUUACUACGUGCCGAGGCUUCAUCUGGGAUAUUCCAUUGCUCUGCUGGCCAUGGCUGGGCCUAUUUUGAAGAUCCA